Gongylonema pulchrum is the source of this 508-nucleotide messenger RNA. The record is from the annotation of a GenBank genome assembly. NCBI's taxonomy places the organism in Eukaryota, Metazoa, Nematoda, Chromadorea, Rhabditida, Gongylonematidae.
GUGUGGGAUCAAAUUUAUCGCAGUCAUCGUUGCCGACUGUUAGUCCACCAGUAAGUCCAAAUGUCGCAAUGACUACUACAGCAAUUUCCAAUAAGCUUGAGGUCAUUCCGAGGAAUACAGAAGGCAAAAUAUCCAUUCCGGAUCGUUUAUCGGCGACAGCCUUAUUGGCCGAUGGCCUCACACGCUCACAUUCCCACGAAUCGAAUUUGCAGCACACUGUUAACAGCAAAGGAACUGUCCGAUUGACAAGUUCCCGCUCGAUCAAUGACUGCUUAUCAGUGGCUAAUCGGGGAGCCGCACUCUGCCCACCAUCGCCACAUCUAAUUUAUUCUGGUCGAGCAGCAAAUACGCUACCACGAUCGCCAAAAACAGGUCGAGCUAAACAUUCCAUUCCUCAUCAGUGGCAUCGGAGAAAAGGUUUUCGCAUUUCCGCCGAAAAUUGCCAUUUCUGCCAACGACAGCUGAAUUUUUUCAGCGAAUACGAAAAGUGUAAAUCGUGCAAGUAAGU